GUGCGCGCCAAGGGGCUCUGCUCUUCCCCAGGCGAGGCUGGCUCAGCACGGCCGCCUCCCCGGCAGCCACCCCUAUUCUGCUGACCUGAGGGAGGGGCGGGGGUCCCUCCUUCCCCCGGCAGCGCUGCGGCCUUCCCCGGCCCCUCCCCCUCAGCAGCGGCUCUGCCCUGGUCUGCCUGCCUGCAGAGCCCUGAAGCCUCUCCCCAAGGCCGGGGAGAAUGAUCGUCAAGUCUAUCUUGAGGGGCCCCCUGGCCCUCUGGUGUUGCAGCUUCAUGAAUUCGGAGCAAUACCUGGACCAGCAACUCCAGGAGAACAAAUACUUCCCAUUCCAGCUGCAGCAACCGAAAGUGUUUGUGAUCGAAUAUUAUAAGGACAUGAUCUGGAAAGGGGUGCUGUGCUUUAUCAUUUCCCUGGUCGCCAGCGUCUUCUACUUCAAAAUUAUUGGGAUCCAGCAGGAUAUAUUUCUUUUCUUCAUCUUAAGCAUGUUGACCAGCCUUUGGUUUGUCAUCAGCAACAUGAGCAAACGGCGACUGAUCAUCAACCACGUCAGGCAGUUCUACCAGUUCUACAUUAAAGGCAUUCUCUGGCAGGAGGGGCCUUUGCAUCAGAUCUACGUCCGACUCGUAGGCCAGCGAGAUGCUUAUGGAAAACUUUUCUACAGCCUCAUUAUUAAUGGGUAUCGCCUGGAGGUCCUCACCCUGGUCCAUUUGACCAGCAACUAUGAGCUGAUCGAUACCCUCGGGCGCCGCAUCGCACGCCACCUGAAUCUCAACUACUUUGACUAUGAGGACAUCUCUGUCCGCCAUGUCAUCCGCCACCUUCCCCCUGAGGAGGAGUAUGAUGAUGAAGAUGAGGACACCAUGAGUGUGUAACAUUUAAGGAUGCUGGGUGAUUAAAAAUG
Python bivittatus (Burmese python) is the source of this 901-nucleotide messenger RNA. The record is from RefSeq and is a predicted model, not a curated record. NCBI's taxonomy places the organism in Eukaryota, Metazoa, Chordata, Lepidosauria, Squamata, Pythonidae.